This is a messenger RNA of Penaeus monodon (black tiger shrimp), 3124 nucleotides long. Its product is annotated as proclotting enzyme-like. NCBI's taxonomy places the organism in Eukaryota, Metazoa, Arthropoda, Malacostraca, Decapoda, Penaeidae. The coding region runs from base 546 to 1451 and encodes 301 amino acids. Gene Ontology annotation, molecular function: serine-type endopeptidase activity. The transcript is spliced from 7 exons. The record is from RefSeq and is a predicted model, not a curated record. Gene Ontology annotation, biological process: proteolysis.
CCACUGACGUUUGCCACUUCCGCAAUUGUUUGUGCCGCGUUUAGCAAAGGACGCGGAGUGUACGUAUGCGUAUGUAUGUGAACGCAUACGCGUGUGUACGUGUAAGUGUAUAUACUGGUGACGCACGCACACAGGGUCCCGUUACGCAGUUAUACUGUGAGAUCCCCUUCUCCAGGUUUAUGUCUAGUCACUCACUAUAUCGCAGAGAAAGAUAAUUAUCUGCUAUUACUUUACAUACCGUUCCUUCGAGCAAUUACUUCUUUGUUUGUAAAAGCAAAUUCAAACGCCAAAUGAAGAAACGAAACUAGAGUAUAAAUCUUGAUAACGAAAAAAAUCAGCGUAAUCAAAAAAAUGAAUUAGAAAAAAAUAAAGAGAAAAAAAAACACACAAGCAAAUCAAACAGAAAACGACACCAAAAAUAAUAGUAAUAAUAAUAAGUCAACAAAGAAAGAGAAACAAAAGAAAACGGGAAAGAGAAAACCUUCUCCUCGAGGACUAUCCAUGAAGUCAAGAAAUCGAAGUCAAACGAACUAACUGAAGUCACCAUGAAGUCCUUUGCAUCAGCUGUCCUUGCCCUUACGUGGGUUCUCCUCGCUUACUUCUCCAUGGCCGAGGGUCGAAUAUUUCUGAACAACCUCUUCGGCAAACAAAAAAGUGAAGGUCCAGAAAGAUGUCCUUGUUCCUGCGGCCUGCCCAACAGAAAGAUGCGCUUGGUGGGAGGAAAUUGGGCAGAGAUCAACGAGUACCCCUGGAUGGUGGCACUGCUGUACAAGGGCCACUUCUACUGCGGUGGCACUCUUAUCAGUGACAGAUAUGUGCUCACUGCGGCGCAUUGUAUCGAGGGCGUGAACGUGAACAACCUGCGCGUGAUGAUCGGCGACCACGUGCGCAGCUUCCCGAUCGAGACCAAGAGCCGCGACUACCAGGCCGUCUACUCCGUCUACCACCACGAGUUCAACCGGUCCACUUACAACCACGACAUCGGCCUGGUCAAGCUGGGGCAGAAAGUGGAGUACAAGUGGUACUCGAGGCCCGCGUGUCUGCCGCAACCCAACAGCGACUACGUGGGUGAACUGGGGAUCGUAACAGGCUGGGGUCGCACGGCCCAGGAUGGCGACCCCACAGACACCCUGAAGGAGAUCCUGGUGCCCAUCUUCUCGAACCCCGCCUGCCGCGCCCUCAGGUACAAACCACACGAGAUCACCGACAACAUGAUGUGUGCGGGAUACAUCGCCGGAGGGACGGACUCGUGCCACGGCGACAGCGGAGGCGGACUCAUGUGGCAAGGCAGAGACGGCAAAAUGGAUGUCAUUGCGAUCGUCUCCUGGGGUCAAGGGUGCGCGCGCAGAGGCUACCCCGGAGUGUACACGAGGGUUAAUAAUUACCUCGACUGGAUCGAAGAACAUACGAAGGAUAGCUGUUACUGCGGGAGACGUCAAGGGAGGUCGUAGGACUCUCUCGCUGGGUGCUGGGGAGUGCACCUUUUGAAUUUUUGGUUUUACUUUUGUUUUAUUUGUUGUUUGUUCUUUUUUGUUGUUGUUGUUGUUUAUGUUUGAUUUUUAUUUUUUUUUUUUUUUUUUUUGUUUGUUUUUUGUUUUGGCUUUCAUUUUCGGGGUGUGGAUUUUAUCUGUGAUUUUUUGGUGUGUCUGUUGGUGUACAUAAUAACGUCAUAUCAAUUUUGUAUUUGGUUAUUUAUAUUUCGUUUACAUUUUUUUCUAGCUGAAUUGUGUAUUUGAUUGUUUUUCAUUACAAUUUUGGUGUAGAUGCUGUGUGAUUUUUUUUUUUUUUUGUAUAUAUAACUGCCUGUUCCUCGGGGGUAAUCAACUUCUGUUUCAUCUUUAAGUUUAUCCUUUUUACAGGGACUUUGUGAACCUUUGUAUGAUAUUUUUCACUUUUUAUAGUCCUGUGUGUGUGUUGGUGUAAUUAACUUUACUUUUAAGUUUUUUUGUAUUAAAUGUAGCAUAAGAUUUCACGCGUUCUGUGCCUGUGUUCAUAAUAUCGAAUCAAAAAUUCAUUAUUUUUGUUAUAGUCCUCACUUUAAUACUGUAAAUGUUCAUAUUAGCUAACCUAUCUUAGAAACUAUCGCUUCUGUUUUUGUUUUUUCUUUGUUUUCUUUUUGCUUUCUUGUUUUAUCCGUGAAGUGACGGAGCACCUGUUGUGGUUAUCACUGCCUGUGUGCCAUAGUUUUAAUUGUUAAAUGCAGAAAUAGAACUCACAUUCAGUUAAACAGAUUAUACAAGACACUCACAUCCGCAUGUACGUGUACAGUACCAACAGAGAAGCACGCGCACAUAUGCACGUGCAACUGCACACGCACACGCACACAGACAUACCUUACUUAUAAAACACAAUACCUAUUAAAUGGCACCAAAAUAUUGACCGGGUUAAAGAAAAAAUUACCUCUAGGAAUAUUCAGAAGUGUAUUUUUGUAGAGAAGUCUUAUGAUUAUUAUAUUCCAAAAUGAAACUAUUUUGAAGCAUCAAACCAAAAAAAAAAAUCGUAUUUUUGAGCGUGAAAUAGUUCAUUCUAUUUCCACGUCCUCUAUAAAAGUGAUAGACAAGAAAAAAAAUGAAACCAGCAGAAUUGGUUACAUACUAUACAACAGAAAGUAGAAUAUAAACAAUGAGAUGAAGAAUACGUGAAACAGUGAAAAGAGAAGAGCAACGGGUAUUGACUCAAAUGCGGCGUGAAAACACCGUAGAAUCUAUUUGAAAAUAAAACGCGCUACGAGUUAACAAAGAAAAUAUAUGGUGAUUCCAGUCUUACUUGAGGACUCGAUGUGACUUUUCUGAACACUUACAUAAUGAGGAAGGUGAUGAAAUUAUCAUAUUUGGACCAAAGUCCAUAUAUGAUCAUUUCUCUUAGACAAGCGCAUUAGAAAAGUGUUAGUCAAAGGAGAGGAUGAUGCAACGGCCGUACUGAAGGACAGUGACAGCCGUUUAGAUAUGUGACUGGAAAGAAAGAAAUGUAUAUGAUUUAAAUUUUGAAUGUCCUGCACAAAGACAGAAAAUUUUGACCUCAUCUCUUUCACUGUGCCAUACUAUAGAGUUUAUGUAUAUGUAUGUAUAUGUGUGUUAUAUAUGCAUAUAUCAUUUAUACAUAUUGUAAAGAAACUUUUUGUUUG